Molecule: messenger RNA, 1569 nt
Organism: Anopheles stephensi (Asian malaria mosquito)
Lineage: Eukaryota; Metazoa; Arthropoda; Insecta; Diptera; Culicidae
Product: lysosomal aspartic protease
Exons: 4
Coding region: 210-1379 (389 amino acids)
Biological process (GO): cell death; proteolysis
Cellular component (GO): lysosome
Molecular function (GO): aspartic-type endopeptidase activity
Source: RefSeq, a predicted model, not a curated record
UUGUGCAUAGUGUAGACGGCAUUCUCCAAGAACGCUACAAUUCUAUAAAAAGGUAAGCAGGUGCAAGCCGCAAAAGUGCAGUCUCACUUUUUCACAACAACGAGUGCGUUCGUAAAAUUUCUAACAUUCUUCCAACAGAGUAAAGCAUAUUUAACCGUAAAGUGCCAGAGAGUUCGUGUAGCAAAAAGCAUCGGGCAAACGAAGACAAAAUGGUUCGUAGAUUUGGCGUCGCCAUCGCUCUGUUGGCGUUGGCCGCUUUCGGAAAUGCCGAUUUCGUAAGGGUGGCCUUACACAAAGCCCCGUCCGCUCGCGAUCAUUUCCGUAGCGUCGGUACCGAGAUUAAGCAGCUCCGUCUGAAGUAUGGAGACACGGCCAGCCCGGUGCCGGAACCGCUGUCCAACUAUCUCGAUGCUCAAUACUUUGGCGCUAUCUCGAUCGGAACACCGCCGCAAAGCUUCAAGGUAGUGUUCGAUACGGGUUCCUCCAAUCUGUGGGUACCGUCGAAGCAGUGUUCGUUCACGAACAUUGCCUGCCUGAUGCACAACAAGUACGACGCGAAGAAAUCGUCCACGUUCGAGAAGAAUGGCACCGCGUUCCACAUCCAGUACGGUACCGGCAGUCUGUCGGGCUAUCUGUCCACCGACACCGUCACCAUGGGCGGAAUCCCGAUCGAAAAGCAAACGUUUGCCGAAGCCAUCCAGGAGCCGGGACUGGUGUUUGUGGCGGCAAAGUUUGACGGUAUCCUCGGGCUGGCGUACAAAUCCAUCUCGGUCGACGGUGUAACGCCCGUUUUCUACAACAUGUUCAACCAGGGCAAGAUUGAUUCGCCGGUCUUUUCGUUCUACCUGAACCGUGACCCGAGCGCACCGGAGGGUGGUGAAAUCAUUUUCGGUGGAUCCGACUCCAAGCACUACACCGGUGACUUUACGUACCUGAGCGUGGACCGCAAGGCGUACUGGCAGUUCAAGAUGGAUUCCGUUUCCGUGGGCGACAGCCAGUACUGCAACAAUGGGUGUGAGGCAAUCGCCGAUACCGGUACCAGCUUGAUCGCUGGACCGGUUGCUGAGGUGACGGCCAUCAACAAAGCUAUCGGUGGCACCCCGAUCAUGAACGGAGAGUAUAUGGUCGAUUGCUCGCUGAUUCCCAACCUGCCCAAGAUCACGUUCACGCUCGGAGGCAAACAGUUCACGCUGGAAGGGGCCGACUACAUUCUGCGCAUCGCUCAAAUGGGUAAGACUAUCUGCCUGUCCGGAUUUAUGGGCAUCGAUAUUCCGCCCCCGAACGGACCGCUGUGGAUUCUGGGCGACGUUUUCAUCGGCAAGUACUACACCGAGUUCGACAUGGGUAAUGAUCGUGUCGGAUUUGCUACCGCCAUUUAAAGCAGGUGCCUAGACUAAGAGAAACCAAAAGAGAGAAGAUGUGUUGGACUACAGGGCUCGAUUGUUAGAUUCCGAGCGCCUGAGGAUGGGAAGCUCAAUUGUGGGAUGGUACGAAGUAAUACAUGUAACGUGUUUAAACGAACUCUGUUGAAUAAAUACGAAACGUGGGAAUUUGAACCCUAGCCAAAAA